AUGGAUGAACAAGCAGCUCCUGCAACCUACACUAUCGCUCCAGUUCCACCGAACGAGUACUUGUCCGAACGAGAAGCAGAAGGAGCCAUCCACCAGUGGACUAGAGCGCACAACUACAACGUGUCACGUCAGAAGGUUGAGAAGAACAAGAAGGGGAAAUUCGCUACAGACUUUUCGCCUGUGACCGCUCGGGGAAACCCAAAAACACAAGAAAAAUAG
Molecule: messenger RNA, 219 nt
Organism: Phytophthora nicotianae INRA-310
Lineage: Eukaryota; Oomycota; Peronosporomycetes; Peronosporales; Peronosporaceae
Exons: 1
Coding region: 1-219 (72 amino acids)
Source: RefSeq, a predicted model, not a curated record